AUUCCAUGAGCUUUUUUCUUCUCUUUGACUAGUAUAUUUUAUUGUAGAAAAUUAAAUGGAGGAAAAAGCUAAACUUUCUUAAUCACAGAUGCAGAUUGAUUCUCCAUUUUUCUCGGGAGAAAAGUUCCUCGCCGGAGAUGGAGCAUAUGAUGAAAGAAGGAAGGUCUCUUGCAGAGACGCCGACUUACUCUGUUGCUUCGGUUGUUACUGUUUUGGUCUUUGUUUGCUUUCUCGUUGAACGCGCCAUUUACAGAUUUGGAAAGUGGUUAAAGAAGACUAGAAGAAAGGCACUUUUUACUUCACUUGAGAAAAUGAAAGAGGAGUUGAUGUUGCUGGGACUUAUAUCACUUCUGUUGUCACAAAGCGCGAGAUGGAUUUCAGAAAUCUGUGUUAACUCUUCCCUUUUCAAUAGUAAAUUCUACAUUUGCUCUGAAGAGGACUAUGGAAUCCAUAAGAAAGUUCUUCUGGAACACACCUCUUCUACAAACCAGAGCUCCUUACCUCAUCAUGGAAUACAUGAAGCCUCUCAUCAAUGUGGUCAUGGCCGUGAACCAUUUGUGUCGUAUGAGGGACUCGAGCAACUCCUAAGAUUCUUAUUCGUCCUGGGUAUCACUCAUGUUCUAUACAGUGGCAUUGCCAUUGGUUUAGCCAUGAGCAAGAUUUACAGUUGGAGAAAAUGGGAAGCCCAAGCGAUCAUAAUGGCUGAAUCAGAUAUCCACGCAAAGAAGACCAAGGUGAUGAAGCGUCAGUCUACAUUUGUUUUCCAUCAUGCCUCUCAUCCUUGGAGUAACAAUCGUUUUCUCAUUUGGAUGCUUUGUUUCCUGCGGCAAUUUAGAGGCUCCAUACGAAAGUCUGACUACUUCGCACUUCGGUUAGGUUUCCUCACUAAACAUAAUUUGCCAUUUACAUACAACUUCCAUAUGUAUAUGGUACGGACGAUGGAAGAUGAGUUUCAUGGCAUUGUUGGAAUUAGCUGGCCACUUUGGGUUUACGCUAUAGUAUGCAUCUGCAUAAAUGUUCAUGGCCUGAAUAUGUACUUUUGGAUAUCAUUCGUUCCUGCCAUUCUUGUCAUGUUGGUUGGAACCAAACUUGAGCAUGUUGUCUCCAAGCUUGCUCUCGAGGUUAAGGAGCAGCAGACAGGCACAUCUAAUGGGGCUCAAGUCAAACCACGUGAUGGGCUCUUCUGGUUUGGGAAACCAGAAAUUCUGCUACGGUUGAUACAAUUUAUCAUUUUUCAGAAUGCAUUUGAAAUGGCAACAUUCAUCUGGUUCUUGUGGGGAAUCAAGGAAAGAUCUUGCUUCAUGAAGAACCAUGUGAUGAUAUCAAGCCGGCUAAUUUCUGGGUGCGUUUCAAAUACACAACAAUUCGCAGCAACACACUGUCUCUUAAGAUUUUUUUUUUCUUUCUGGUGAAUGCAGGGUUCUCGUUCAGUUCUGGUGUAGUUAUGGCACUGUGCCUCUCAAUGUAAUCGUUACUCAGAUGGGAUCUCGGCAUAAGAAAGCUGUGAUAGCAGAGAGCGUAAGAGACUCACUUCACAGUUGGUGCAAGAGAGUGAAAGAGAGGUCUAAGCACACGAGAUCAGUGUGUUCCCUUGACACAGCAACAAUAGACGAGAGAGACGAGAUGACAGUGGGGACAUUGUCUAGGAGCUCAUCGAUGACUUCACUGAAUCAGAUUACCAUAAACUCCAUAGACCAAGCAGAGUCUAUAUUCGGAGCAGCAGCUUCAUCCAGCAGUCCUCAAGAUGGAUACACGUCGAGGGUGGAAGAAUAUCUGUCUGAAACAUACAAUAACAUCGGUUCGAUACCGCCUUUAAACGAUGAGAUUGAGAUUGAGAUUGAAGGUGAAGAAGAUAAUGGAGGGAGAGGAAGUGGGAGUGAUGAGAAUAACGGUGAUGCUGGAGAAACACUUCUUGAGUUGUUUAGGAGGACUUGAUCUUGUUUCUGCUUUUAGAAGCUUGGUUCAGUUGUAAUUACUUGACAUCCAUACAAGAAUAACAAUUAACAAAGUAAAUCUUUUGUUGGUCCAGUAAAAAAAAGUAUUCAAUGAUCAAAGUACAUCUUUUGUUGGUUCAGAGGUAAAUUUAAAAUAUAAUAGCAUGGAUUGGAACGAGA
Arabidopsis thaliana (thale cress) is the source of this 2114-nucleotide messenger RNA. RefSeq names its product Seven transmembrane MLO family protein (gene MLO4). Gene Ontology annotation, biological process: defense response. Lineage: Eukaryota; Viridiplantae; Streptophyta; Magnoliopsida; Brassicales; Brassicaceae. The record is from RefSeq and is marked reviewed. Gene Ontology annotation, cellular component: membrane. The transcript has 14 exons. The coding region runs from base 138 to 1412 and encodes 424 amino acids.